Molecule: messenger RNA, 846 nt
Organism: Boleophthalmus pectinirostris (great blue-spotted mudskipper)
Lineage: Eukaryota; Metazoa; Chordata; Actinopteri; Gobiiformes; Gobiidae
Gene: asb14b
Product: ankyrin repeat and SOCS box containing 14b
Exons: 7
Coding region: 73-846 (257 amino acids)
Cellular component (GO): cytoplasm
Molecular function (GO): protein binding
Source: RefSeq, a predicted model, not a curated record
UGAGAGCCUGCAGACCAGUCGAGCGCAGCAUUUCAAUGAAGCUCCUGGUGCUCGUGCUGGACAUAAACACAGAUGAACACUGAAACAGAAGAUGAUUUUUAUCAGUCAGACGACAACUUUGAUGAUGAUGAAGAUGAGGCAACCCAAUACAUAAUAGAACAAAGUCUUAUCCAAUACAGAAAACUUAAAGGGCUCAAUCCAAGUGAUCUGAAAUCAAGUGAAGAUCCACAUGAGAUUUAUAAAGCAAUCAAGGAGGGUGAUGAAGAUGCUCUGAUAAGACUGACUAUCCAACCUGAGAUGCUGUGUAAAGUGGAUGAGCGUGGGUGGAUUCCACUGCAUGAAGCAGCAAUUCAGGACAACAAACAAAUCCUUGAGAUCAUCUUUUCAGCAUCGCCCCCUGGUGCGGCACAGUGUCGAACCCUGAAGGGUGAGACAGCACUGUUUUUGGCAAUUGUCCAUGGACUCAGGGAGAACGCCACAUUCCUCCUACAGAACGGCAGUAGCCCAGACACCCAGAACGAUGAGCAGGACUCUCCUUUAGUCGCUGCUAUUUUGAAUGAUCAGUAUGACUUAGCCACUCUACUGCUACGUUAUAAUGCCAACGUGGAUCAGACUGGGCCACUGAACCGGACAGCCCUUCAUGAGUCUGCGUUUCUAGGCCUGGACAAUUUUGUCUAUCUGCUCCUAGAGUCUGGGGCCAAUCCAAACGCAUGUGACAUCAAACAGAAAAUUCCCCUUGCCCUGGCUGCUCAAAAUGGGCAUUUUAACGUGGUAGAAGUUCUACUACAGAAAGGUAUGAAAAAGUUUCUCAGAAUAAAAACACGCUUUUUACCUGAGCAAAUGUAA